UCGGGAACUACGAGUGAGCCAAAGCUCAUUCCUUGGACUAAAGAAUUAUUGGAUCGUAGCGUGCUCCUCUGCAGCUUAAACGACCCGAUAAUUGAACACGGAGGACUCCCUAUAGUGUCCACGGUGUACGCGUCAUCCGAAUCCUUCCUUGGGAUAAACCUCGACCCCAUUUGCAAGCCGUCCGAGGUCUCCUACACUUUCAUGCCUUUCCUAGCUUAUUUCGAGUUCAUGCCCCACGACCAAUCAGAGCCGGUUGACCUAGUCAACGUCCAAAUCGGCAGGGAGUACGAGGUGUUACUUACCACACCUGCCGGGCUCUACCGAUACCGACUCGGGGACAUCGUGCGGGUCACCGGGUUCUACAACUCGGCCCCACAGUUUCGGUUCGUGAGGCGGAAAGACGUGGUGCUAAAUAUUGACUGGGAAAAGACAAAGGAAACCGAGCUGCAGGCGGCAGUGGGAAAUGCUUCCCAGUUGUUACUGCAGUCUGAUGCAAGACUGCUCGACUACACGAGCCGUACGGACACGGCGUCUGUCCCGGGACACUAUGUCGUGUACUGGGAGUUGCUGGCAAAGGACUCGGGUGGGGUGCCGAGUGAUGAGGUUCUCGAACAGUGUUGCCUAGUGAUGGAGGAGUCGUUCAACUCUGUGUACAGAAUGUUGAGGGAGAGCUCGAUCGGGCCCUUGGAACUAAGGGUCGUGAAAAAGGGGACGUUUGAGGAGAUGAUGGAGUGUGCGAUCUCGAGGGGUGCUUCGGUUAGUCAGUACAAGGUGCCCAGAUGUGUGAGAGAUAAGGAAAUGGUUAGUCGUCUUGAUUCACGGGUUGUGUCGAGGCAUUUUAGCACGUAUGUACCGCGUGCU
Molecule: messenger RNA, 861 nt
Organism: Striga asiatica
Lineage: Eukaryota; Viridiplantae; Streptophyta; Magnoliopsida; Lamiales; Orobanchaceae
Source: the annotation of a GenBank genome assembly